Molecule: messenger RNA, 4023 nt
Organism: Xenopus laevis (African clawed frog)
Lineage: Eukaryota; Metazoa; Chordata; Amphibia; Anura; Pipidae
Gene: gnb1.L
Product: guanine nucleotide binding protein (G protein), beta polypeptide 1 L homeolog
Exons: 11
Coding region: 541-1563 (340 amino acids)
Biological process (GO): signal transduction
Source: RefSeq, a predicted model, not a curated record
GUGGGGUUUCCCGGCGCUGUCCGCAGGGUUACCGCGCCCAUCUCCGCUUGAUGGCUGAAAGGAAUUGAGGGGGAAGGCGGUGUGAGCGCGUUGGUAUUUUGGUGGCAGAUUGGGGAGACGGAAGCAGAACCGAGACGCACGGCGGGGAUUCAGAAAGCACCUUAACCGGAAACCGAGGGGGAAAGAAGAAUUUGCAGAAAGAAAGGCCUUGCGCUAAGCGGCCACCCUCCCUUCCGUCACCGCCCAGCACGUCUUCUGCUCCCCUCAUCCUCCCCGACCCCCCCACCCCUCUCCGGCCGCCCUUCGCCUCUCACACACCCUCCUUUCUUGGGACAAGCCGCGGGGCCUCUGGGGGAGGAGAGGGGGAACCGGUUAAAACCUAAGGGGGUCGCACGGACACAGCGCCCGGUGGGAGAAGAAAGCGAGUGUUGCGAGGAGCCGGGUACCGCAGCUGGGGGGGAGCCGUGGAUGGUCACAUCUUCGGAGGGCAGAAGAACCGAGUGUUGGUGGUGGUAGAGAAGCUCCACUUUAGGGACAAAAAUGAGUGAACUAGAUCAGCUACGCCAGGAGGCUGAGCAGCUCAAGAACCAAAUCAGAGAUGCAAGGAAAUCUUGUGCAGAUGCCACUUUGGCUCAGAUCACAGCCAACAUUGAUCCAGUUGGUCGAAUUCAGAUGCGCACUAGACGUACAUUGAGAGGGCACCUGGCUAAAAUCUAUGCUAUGCACUGGGGUACGGACUCCAGGCUGCUAGUUAGUGCCUCCCAGGAUGGCAAGCUCAUCAUCUGGGAUAGCUACACCACAAACAAGGUUCAUGCCAUCCCGCUGCGUUCUUCUUGGGUGAUGACCUGUGCAUAUGCUCCCUCUGGAAACUAUGUUGCCUGUGGUGGUCUUGAUAAUAUAUGCUCAAUUUACAACCUCAAAACUCGUGAAGGAAAUGUGCGGGUGAGCCGUGAGUUGGCUGGGCAUACAGGGUAUCUUUCCUGCUGCCGUUUUCUGGAUGAUAACCAAAUAAUUACCAGUUCUGGAGAUACCACUUGUGCUCUUUGGGACAUUGAAACUGGCCAGCAGACAACCACCUUUACUGGGCACACUGGUGAUGUUAUGAGUCUGUCCUUAGCUCCAGAUUCCAGGUGCUUUGUGUCUGGAGCCUGUGAUGCAUCUGCCAAACUUUGGGACGUUCGAGAAGGAAUGUGUCGACAAACCUUCACUGGACAUGAAUCAGACAUAAAUGCCAUCUGUUUCUUCCCCAAUGGCAAUGCCUUUGCCACUGGUUCAGAUGAUGCCACCUGCAGGCUGUUUGAUCUUCGGGCUGACCAGGAACUGAUGGUUUAUUCACAUGAUAACAUUAUCUGCGGCAUCACCUCUGUAGCAUUCUCCAAGAGUGGACGCCUCCUCCUAGCUGGAUAUGAUGACUUUAAUUGCAAUGUCUGGGACACACUUAAGGCUGAUAGAGCUGGUGUUCUUGCUGGUCAUGAUAAUCGUGUAAGUUGCUUGGGAGUAACAGAUGAUGGCAUGGCAGUGGCAACAGGUUCAUGGGACAGCUUCCUCAAGAUCUGGAACUAAAAUACUGAGCGGGCUUCUCCAUGACUGGAAGACCAUUCCAACCUUCAAAAAAUUUAAAUCAUAGCAUAUCCGAUCCAACCAUACUAACGUGGAUACCCUUUCUCCCUAUUCCUAUACAUCAAAGGGCAGAAAACUCUCCCCUUAUUUUGCUGAAACAAAGAGCACAAUUAUUUGCUAUAGGAAGAUUAUUUUUUUUUUUGUUUGUUUUGGUCUCUGAAACAGAAUUGUGCAUUCCUUUGGGACCGUUUAUUCCAUUGCUCCCACUUUCCUUUUUUUUUUUUAAAUUUCCCUUCUCUUCUCUACAUCUGUCUUGAAGAAUAAUGAUACAAAACACUAUACAGUAAGACAUAACCAAGAAGUUAGCUUGUUAAGCAGAAAGUGAGUUUCUUGAAAGUUUACCUGAAGGUCCUUGAUAAGUCUGUCCAGAUUACCAUUUUGUAGAGUCUGCUGCGUAUGGAAAAUCUGCAGCUAAAAAAAAAAGAUUUUAAAAUGAGACGUUUACUUAUUGUGGUUUUUAUUUUCCCACUUUGGUCCAUUAAGUGAAGGUGGGGCUUAAGUCUGUGUGUCAGGGCCUACUGUUAACGCUGUCCCUGUAGCGUUUCUUGUGAAAGCUUGCACAGAAAGCGGCCAGAUUAUUAUUUAACACGAGAGUUAACUCUCCACAUGCCGUCUAUUAAAUAACUUAAAUGCGUAGCUUGCUCCAGCAAUUGAGUUACUGGGAGUGGUUCUAACACAAUGCCUGGAAUGCCUUUAUACAUGUAUUGAUAUGGGGCAUUUAAGAAUUAUCAGUCCUUUCAAUAAUGGACUAUGUCUCCAGGCUGCCCAGAACAUUGCACCUUUGAUGAUAAACUGUUCCCUUUGUCAUGAGUACAUCUUAACCAUUGCCUACACACCAUAUCAUAUACUAGGACUCCUCUAUAACUGAGAGCAUGCAGAAUUGCAGAGCAAUGUGCCACAGCUCAGUCUGUUGAGGAUAAUUCCAGAAACUUCCCUUUAAAGCCAAUCAGAGAGAUAUAUUUCCCCUCUAAGUAUCUUCAUCACCAUGAUUUGAACCUGUAUCAAGCCCAGCUCAACUUCUUUGAGAUGUGUUGAAAGAUCCAUUUUUUAAAAAAAUACUAACCUCUUUUCCUAUGGGGAUUAAAGGAAAAUGAUCCCUAAUUGUAAUGUAGAGGAGUCUUAUUGGUGCUUUACGCUAUUCAUUUUACAGAAAAGGAAUAAAAGGAUCGUUUACCAAGUUAUUUUAACACUGAAGCAUGUCAAAUCCUUAUUCACAAAAACCUGAAAUAUAACCCCCCCCUUUAAUGAAACACUGGGAAAAGAAGUUUAACAGAGAGGGUAACUUUCACAAGCACUACCCUAGUCCCAUCCCCUAGAUAAGAGUCAGCCAUGGACAGAAGUACAUAUCUGUUCGUCCGGAUAUACAUUCAGAUGUGUAUGAAAUGAUGUACAAAAUUAAUGUUUUUGAAAAUAAUGAUCUUGAACUUUCUAAGUUAAAUCUUACGAAAGCUUUUAUUCUUUUGUUGGCGGGGGGUGUGUUUGCCAUAGGGAUGGGUUUUCCUCUUAGGGUUGCAUGCUGUAGAGUUGCUUAAUAAUGUGCAAAUAGAAAAAAAAAAGUCCUUAGAUGUUUUUUUUUUUUUUUUUUCCUUUUAAAGAAAUAACCUGUUUAAAAAAACAAAAACAAAAAAAAGAAUUAAAUAACUAUUGCGGUUGUGCUCAUUUUUUUUUUUAUUUUAUAAUCACCGCUACUCUGUGUAUACAUUUUCAAAGAAGUUCAGUGCAAAAAAAAAAAAAAUGAGCACUUUGAAGAGUAGCCUAAUUCACUUUUUUUUAACAAAUAAUAAACAUCCUGUUCAAACGAUUACAUAAAAAUCAAAAAUGUUUUGUUUGUUUUUUUUGUCAGGAAGGGUUGGGAAAUGUGAAAUUAAACUUGAUUCUUCUGGUUUAAGUUGAUGCUUCUCAGCCAGUUCUUGUAGAAAAAGGAUCUUGCAUCUGAUUUUUUUUUUUUUUUUUUUGUUCUUGCAAGAACAGCUUUCCCUGCCUCUUAUUUCUCUCUUUCUCUCUCAAAUCAAUCCACUGCUCUCUUGUUGGGAUCUGGGAGCCAGUGCUCCACAACAGGAAAGAAGGCAAGCGCGAUGAAAUAUAACUCAAUAGCUUUUUUUCCCCCCUCAUUGUAUAUGAAAGAUACUCAGCCUUUGCAGUAGCUGCUUUUACAAUUUUUUUUUUCUUCUAAAAUUUCUGUACAAAAAAAGUGCUGUCAUUGUGCGUUAGGCCGGGACCUGGCAGAGAAAGAUGCCCCUCCCACUUCUUGCAUAAUUUACUCUAGAGCUCUCUGCACCCCCUUUCCCUUUCACCUUUUGUAUUUAAUUUUAAAGUCAGUGUACUACAAGAACGCUGGAUGCAAGAUAGAUACUAUAUUAAAAUGUACUGUUAUUUAAGAUGUAAUAAAGCAGUUUGACAUGA